This is a messenger RNA of Monoraphidium neglectum, 867 nucleotides long. Its product is annotated as zinc-metallopeptidase-like protein. Gene Ontology annotation, biological process: cell adhesion; proteolysis. The transcript has 3 exons. Bases 1 to 867 code for a protein of 288 amino acids. The record is from RefSeq and is a predicted model, not a curated record. Lineage: Eukaryota; Viridiplantae; Chlorophyta; Chlorophyceae; Sphaeropleales; Selenastraceae. Gene Ontology annotation, molecular function: metalloendopeptidase activity. Gene Ontology annotation, cellular component: cytoplasm; membrane.
AUGACGGCCGCGCGCCCCCUGGACCGUCAGCGCGCCGUCAUGUCGCGCCUCACCCUGGCCGCCCUGGAGGACAGCGGCUGGUACCAGCCCGACUACAGCCAGGCCGCUGACCUGGAGUGGGGGGCGGGGGCGGGCUGCACCUUCCUGCUGGGCAGCUGCCAGCAGUUUGCGGCCGAGAACCCCAGGCAAGACCUCUUCUGCCCCCAGGGCUCUGCAAAUACCGUCCGCUGCUCCGCCGGCGCCCGCCUGUGGGGAGUCUGCCGCGCCAGCAGCUUCACAGACGGCUGCCUCAUUGUCGGCCGCGACGCCCCCAAAGACUCCGGCCCCGGCGGCGCCGCCUCUGACUUCAGCGGCAACUUUGACUGCCUGCCCCCCUAUGCCCUCGACGCCGCCACCAAGGCGCUACUGCCGCGCAUCGGCGCCAGCGGCAUGGCGCGGGACGACCGGUGCUUCGACCUCGUGGCGCCCCCGCAGGCGGCGAAGGGCGCGAAGACGCUGUGCGUGGCGGGCGGCGGCGGCGGAGCGGCGCAGUGCGCGUCUGAGCGCGCGCUGUGCUUCCGGGCGGCGUGCGACGCGAAGGGGGCGCUGUCUGUGGUCAUUCAGGGGGCGGGGGGCGCCCCCGCCACCAAGCUGGCCUGUCCCACGGGCACCACUCUGAACCUGGCGGCCAAGGCCACGGGGCGCUUUUCAUCCGGGGCGCUGCGGUGCCCCGACAACGCGCGCACCUGCCGGGGCCUGGCCUGCGGCGCCUGCGACCCGGCCGGCGGCUUCUGCAGCCUGCAGAGCGGCCGCUGCAACUGCUGGGUCGAGCGCACCGGGCCGUCGUGCGGCGUCGCGGUGGCGGCUGCCAAGCAGAGCGCGGGGUAG